UCUUCUUUUCCUUCUUCCUCUAGUUACGUACCAUUGUCGGAUCCAUGGCUUGCAUUGAGGACCAACAGCCUAAUUUCAAGCACUAUUGUAGAGUAUGCAAGAAGGGUUUUAUGUGCGGCCGAGCGCUUGGCGGCCACAUGAGGGCUCACGGCAUUGGGGACGAAAAUGGGAACCUCGAGGACGACGAUCCCGCUAGUGAUUGGGAGGAUAAGCUUGGGGAGAGGACUAGUAACAAGAGAAUGUACCAAUUGAGGACAAAUCCUAAUCGGCUAAAGAGUUGUAGGACUUGUGAGAAUUGUGGCAAGGAGUUUGUGUCUUGGAAAUCAUUUCUCGAGCAUGGCAAGUGCAGUUCGGAUGACGCCUCUGAGUCCCUCGUCUCCUCACCUGACCAGUCCGAUGGUGAGGACGAUGGUGGUGGACGACGUGGAGGGGGGUGGUCGAAAAGGAAACGGUCGUUGCGAUCAAAAGUGGGGUGUCUUAGUUCGCACUAUCCACCAAGUGAGGAAGAUGAUCUCCUUCUUGCUAGAUGCCUGGUGCAAUUAGCUAACACGAGGGUGGAUCCACCAGUGGCCGUUGAGCCGGAGGAGUCCUGCGCCUCUGCCAGCCGAGAGGAGGAACGGCGGCACCCUACGACAUUUCUCGGGCAAACAACAAAUAGGGCAGCCUUUGAUCAGAAGGCAAAGGGAGUUUCCAGCCCGAGAGGGUUGUUUGAGUGCAAAGCAUGCAAGAAAGUGUUUAAUUCCCACCAAGCAUUGGGGGGGCACAGAGCAAGUCACAAGAAGGUCAAAGGUUGCUACGCAGCCAAACAAGAUCAAGUAGAUGAGAACAGUAACUUAGCAGCCGAGGAUGAUGUGAUCACAAACAAUGAAGAAUUCUUGCCAUCAAAAUCAGCCUCAUCUCUACAAUUUGAACAGGGGCCUGCAGCAUUGGUGGGAGCUGCAAGGAGGAAAUCCAAGGUCCAUGAAUGCUCCAUUUGCCACCGGGUCUUCACUUCGGGUCAAGCCCUUGGUGGGCACAAGAGAUGCCAUUGGAUCACCUCCAAUGCACCAGACACAUCAUCAUCUUUACCCAAGUUCCACUUGCAAGACACCAACAACAUGGAACCCGCAACCAAUAAUCAUCAACAACAGCAACAGCAACAGCAACAUAAACCCAACACCGAUGCAUCCGAUAAGCUGGACCUCAACGUUCCGGCUUGGGCCCACAUGUCGGGAGUGAGGCGGGACCCACGCAACCCCUUGAGCUUCGAGGUAUCCACGGACAUGCAUCUACAACCGUGGAUCGGAAGGGACAACCGAGACAACAACAGCGGCCCGCAUUGCCACUCCCAACAGUUCCAACUAAAAAACGAAAACGAAAACAACAACAUUAACAAAAGUAGUGGGAAGAAGAACAAUAGCAACAACGUCGUGAGUACUAAGAAGGCGAGCGACAGCAAUAACUACGUGGAGGACGAAGCAGACAGUAAAUUGAAGUUAGCGAAAUUGAGUGACUUGAAUGACCUGAAGGAGAUGGACACAAGUGGUACUGCUUCCUCUCAGUGGUUACAAGUAGGAAUUGGGUCUACAACUGAAACUGCUGGUGAUGCAUAACAUAUAGAUUUUGAUGAGGAAAACCCCCCCGCGUACAGAUACAAAGAAAUUAAUGUAUACUUUUGUAAUCCAUACACUGUAAAGCUUCAAGAAACUACAUUAGUAAUAUUGUCUAUCUUGAGAAUGUACAAGAUACAAUGAAACAUCAUUUAAUUAAUGUAGGUCUUUUUGUUUUCACAAGCUGAUCAUAUGACCUCAUAUAUCACUUGUUUCCACGUCUUUUUUUUCUUUUUCUGGAGUCAACCUUCUCUCUCUGUCUUUCUUUUUUUCUUCUUGAGACGAUC
Messenger RNA from Sesamum indicum (sesame), 1876 nucleotides. RefSeq lists its product as uncharacterized. Lineage: Eukaryota; Viridiplantae; Streptophyta; Magnoliopsida; Lamiales; Pedaliaceae. The record is from RefSeq and is a predicted model, not a curated record.